Penicillium angulare is the source of this 345-nucleotide messenger RNA. RefSeq lists its product as uncharacterized. Lineage: Eukaryota; Fungi; Ascomycota; Eurotiomycetes; Eurotiales; Aspergillaceae. Bases 1 to 345 code for a protein of 114 amino acids. The record is from RefSeq and is a predicted model, not a curated record. The transcript has a single exon.
AUGCGACCUGCUACUAUUCUCCUUGUCCUUGCACCUGCCAUGGUGUCCGCCGAAUGGGCAUUUGCCUGGUGGGGAAAUGAAAACUGCGACGACAGUAACAGACUCGGCUAUAUCGGGGAGAAACCCGAUGAUCAAUCAUACGCGGGUACUCUUGACAGCGGAGUUCUCUCAGCCAGAUUUACCUUCACCGAUACCAGCAAGGUGCCGCGGUUUGCGCAUGGCGCUGGUGACCCCUAUCCCUCCGGAGAUGGAGCCGUCAGUGGUCACUGUUAUACUCUUGACCCGAGCGCAGAAAACUACUGGGCGUACGACAUGGAUAUCACGACUACAUUCCCAAACCGUUGA